AUGGCGUCCUCUGCCGCGCCUGAGACCAUCAAUGAGGAUAUUCCUCAGAAUGAUAGUGGAAAACUCAGAACCUUUAUUUCUAUUCUGCGAAAAUUCAUAGGCGUUCCUGAUCUUGCUGCCGUCCGCUUCUCCCUGCCAUCGCAGCUUCUCGAACCCAGACCAAACCUCGAAUACUGGAAUUACCUCGAUUGCCCCAAUGCCUUUGCUGCCAUUGGCACGGCAGAUGACUCGGUAGAUCGCAUGCUAGAGGUGCUACGUUUCUGGUUUACAAAGGACCUCAAAUACGUCAAGGGCAAGCCUUGUAAACCAUACAACUCGUGCCUCGGGGAGUUUUUUCGAUGCAACUGGGAAGCCGACAAGAACGUACCGCCCAUCAAUACCAAGACCAGCGGCAACGCGAGUAGUGCAUCGUCUACCAAGUCUGCCAAAUCUACCAAAGCCGACCCACGAUCUUCCUCAUCCGUUUCCAUUCCGCAACCAUCCGAGAACCCAUCUGGACCGACAUGGCGCAUCUCAUACCUCACUGAGCAAACGUCGCAUCACCCCCCAGUAAGCGCCUUUUACAUUAGUUGUCCCGAGCAAGGCUUGCACGCACGUGGUUUCGAUCAAAUCUCGGCAAAAUUCACCGGCACCACAAUCAAGGUGUCCCCUGGCGAGCACAACUUUGGCAUCUUCAUCACUCUUGACAAGCGCGAUGGCGAGACAUACCAGCUUCAACAUCCGGCUGCCCACUUGGGCGGCAUACUUCGCGGUGCCCUGAGCGUCAGCGUUGGAGAGUCUGCCUUUGUCUCUUGCCCCAAGACCAAGUUGAAGUGUAUCUUGCAGUACCUCGAGGAUGGAUGGCUUGGCCGUGCCCAAAACAGAAUUGAAGGCAUCAUCUUUAGGUACGAUCCUGACAAUGAUGACAAGAUUCGCAUCAAGGACGUGCCCGACAAGGACAUUCUGAUUCGGCUUGGUGGAUCCUGGAAAGACAAGAUUGUCUUUACCGUUGGGCCAAAGCCAGUGGACUCCCAUCCUCCCGAGGAUCAGACUGUGAUUAUUGAUCUCAACCCCCUAAAUGUCGCACCCAAAAUCCUUCCACCCAAGGAGAAGCAGGUCGAGAAUGAGUCACUAGCCCUUUGGGAUGGCGUCACCCAAGCCAUAUCUGCCAAGCAGUUUUCAAAAGCCACCACAGUCAAACAAGAGCUUGAAGAGAAGCAGAGAGAAAAGGCGAGGGCACGCGAGCGCAACAAUGAAACCUGGCAGCCAGUGUUUUUCUCGCAGGUUACAGACAAGGGUGGCAAGCCGGAUCUCAGCGAAAAGGGCAGGCAGGUUCUUGACAGGAUACAGAACAAUGAUUGGAGCCUGGAAGGAAUUGUGUAA
Messenger RNA from Pestalotiopsis fici W106-1, 1362 nucleotides. RefSeq lists its product as uncharacterized. Gene Ontology annotation, cellular component: membrane; intracellular membrane-bounded organelle; cytosol. NCBI's taxonomy places the organism in Eukaryota, Fungi, Ascomycota, Sordariomycetes, Amphisphaeriales, Sporocadaceae. The record is from RefSeq and is a predicted model, not a curated record. Bases 1 to 1362 code for a protein of 453 amino acids. The transcript has 3 exons. Gene Ontology annotation, molecular function: sterol binding. Gene Ontology annotation, biological process: maintenance of cell polarity; endocytosis; exocytosis.